UCAUUGACAUUGUGGAAAAUGGCGACUGAACAAAAUCCGGAUCCGUUUGUAUAUUGUUAGGAAUAUGUCGCCGUGCUCAUGUAAUUUCGCCGACUUGUUCGAUAUGAAACAGCAGAUUCCUGACAAAUCGACCUCAGACCAAUCUGAGUCACAACUGUACUCACCAGUAUGUCAUUGGUGGAUCUUGGCAAGAGGCUGUUGGAUGCAUCCAGGAGAGGUGACACAGAGGAAGUUAGAGUACUCAUGACUAAUGGAGCCCCUUUCACAACUGACUGGCUUGGCACAUCUCCAUUGCACAUGGCAGCACAGUAUGGUCAUUUAGAGACAGCUGAGGUGCUGCUGCGAGCUGGCAUUAGUCGUGAUGCUAGAACUAAAGUUGAUCGCACCCCUCUCCAUGUUGCUGCGCAGCAGGGGCAUCUAGAGAUAGUGGAACUGCUUCUGCAGCAUGGGGCAGAUGUUGAUGCGAAAGAUAUGAUAAAAAUGACACCUCUCCAUUGGGCUGUGGAUAAUGAAAAUGUGCCCGUGAUACGUAUGCUGCUGAAAAAUGGGGCUGACAUCACAGCACUCAACAAGUUUGACAAGACUCCUUUAGACAUUGCAUCAGAUAGUGGAGCUAUGCAUAUACGAGAAAUUCUUCUGGAUAAUGCAACUUUUCAUGAGACUAUAGCUGAGCCAGAAGAAGUGACCAUUGCAGAACCAUCAAUGGUUGAAGUAAGAGAAGACACAGAGCAGCCAUUGACAACGAUGGUGUCAUCCAGAUUAACACCGAUUCCAAUUAAAACUGAGAAGCCAUCUCCAAAGCCAGCCAGUAAAAUUGUUCUCAGCCCUGCCAUGGUGACACUUGCGAGUCGAGCACGGAAAAAGAAUGGAAGUGGAGAUACGGUUGACCAGAGCAGUACUUCAGUGUUAGCAACACUAGCAGCUCUUGCUGAAGCAACAGCGCCUCUAUCAAGUGCUACGUCUAAUGCGAGCGCCGCAGACACUCUGCAGUGGCUUCAGACUCAUGGUAUCACGUUCGUAUCGACCGAUAGCACCCAGGCGCAGCUGUCGGCUGCACUCAAUGACGGUCAGCAGGUUACUUUGUCUGAAGCAGGAAAGCUUGCACUGCGGUGGGCAAAAGAACAGUCGGAAUCAAAGGAAUUGAAAAACUCAAUAUCACUAAAUAGAUCUCCUGGCCAAGCAGAUUCCGAGCGACAGUUGUAUACAAUAGUAACUGACCAGACAACAGAUGAGAGCGCCCCUUUGGUUGUGUCUGUUGCAAACUGUGAAGAUGAGCUCCAUGCGAAAAAGGUAAACAGUGAGGACUUGACUGAAGAAAUUGUGAACGGAGAAAACUCAAUAGACGCACUGCGGCGUCAGCUGGAAGAGGCCAAGCGACAGACAGAACUGUUCAAGACUCAGUUGAUGAAGAAGGAACAGGAGGCAUCAGAAUACAAACGUAAACUAUCCCAGCUAGAGAGCACUUCAGGUUCCUCAUAGCAGGGAUAGGAGCUGAAAAUGUCUAUUGUUGGUAUAAGACAAGACAUGUACAGGGACCAUCAGUCAUUGUAGAACUUGCCUAUAUGUAGCUUAGAAACUACUCGUAAGUACAAAGUUGUAUUUUUCAAUUAAUGGUGCCAUUGCUCUGUUGUCAUAAUUAUGUUUGGACGCGACAUAAAAUGAGAACGUGUAUAUAAACUUCUUUUAAUGAACUAGCUACUCAUUUAAACAAUUUUAUUGUAUUUUGAAAGCAAGCAUAGAUUGUGGCAGAUCAGUUUCUGUUCGGUACCCGUGGGUGUAUUAUUCUGGCACUGUGAGUGGAAUUUUAUGUGCAGUUUGAAUAUGUGGCAGAAAACAUUUUAUCCGACCAUGCCCACGCAAAUUAGAUUGUAUAUACUAAUUAUUGUCGUCUAUUGUAAUAAGUCCUAGUAGGCAGGGUAUGAAUGUGAGAUUAGAGCGCAAGUAUAUACCAUAUUGUCACUAUGCUGGUACUGUUGUUACUCUAUUUCAAAAUAGUCUUGUACACAUUAAUAUACAUAUUACUGUAAAUGAUCAGAAGAUGUAAUAUUUUAAUGUGCUUAUAUCAGUGAAUAUCAGCUGGUGUCCUCAUCACUGUAGCCACAGUUAGAGGAAUUUCAUGAGGACUUAGCUAGCAGUCAUCUCAGUGAAAAUGUAAUUGUGAAUACAUAGCAACAAUGAAUGGGGAAAUUGUUUUUCAUUUGUACAGAUAUGAUGUGACAUAUUAGAUGUGAUCAGUAGUGAUGUGAUCGUCAUGUGGUUGUGAAAAGUAAUACUAAGAACGAUACCAAUUUACUACUAUGAGUGAACUGAAUAUUUCAGGUUUAGAUGCAGUAGGCUUACCCAGCCAACUUGUGGGAAAAAAACGUGUCAUGGACAGCAUACCAACAUUACUGUUUAAUAGAUGUAAACAACGAAAUUAAUAAUAAAAAAUCAUUAUAAAGCUCUUUCAA
Messenger RNA from Priapulus caudatus, 2450 nucleotides. RefSeq names its product GA-binding protein subunit beta-1-like. Bases 169 to 1479 code for a protein of 436 amino acids. The record is from RefSeq and is a predicted model, not a curated record. Gene Ontology annotation, biological process: positive regulation of transcription by RNA polymerase II. Gene Ontology annotation, cellular component: nucleus. Gene Ontology annotation, molecular function: protein binding; transcription cis-regulatory region binding. The transcript has 9 exons. Lineage: Eukaryota; Metazoa; Priapulida; Priapulimorpha; Priapulimorphida; Priapulidae.